Messenger RNA from Dermacentor silvarum, 429 nucleotides. RefSeq lists its product as uncharacterized. Gene Ontology annotation, biological process: tricarboxylic acid cycle; citrate metabolic process. Gene Ontology annotation, cellular component: cytosol; mitochondrion. The coding region runs from base 127 to 402 and encodes 91 amino acids. Gene Ontology annotation, molecular function: 4 iron, 4 sulfur cluster binding; aconitate hydratase activity. Lineage: Eukaryota; Metazoa; Arthropoda; Arachnida; Ixodida; Ixodidae. The record is from RefSeq and is a predicted model, not a curated record. The transcript has 3 exons.
ACUUUCCUUCUUUCCAUUCAUCAGGGUUGGUGCGGUGGAUAGGAGGCGUUGGGUGGACUGGCUUGCUAGCUGUGUGAACUGUGGAGUUGUUUUGCCCAGCGCUACGUGAGCUUCGUGUCUGCGGUCAUGGCAAGGGUGAACCCGUACAGUGACUGCGUGAGAACUCUUGCUGUGGACGGCAAGGAAUACCGGUAUCACAGUCUUCCCGACCUAGGGGAUGCCCGUUACGGCCGUUUGCCAUUUGCGGUGCGCGUGCUGCUUGAGUCUGCAGUGCGGCACUGUGAUGGCUUCCAAGUCAAGAAGCGGGAUGUGGAGGCACUGCUGGACUGGCAGUCUCUGCAGGGCAAAGAUGUCGAGAUAGCCUUCAAGCCAGCACGGGUGCUUCUCCAGGAUUUUACGUGAGUGGAACGGGGCUCAGUAAAUCUUGUU